Molecule: messenger RNA, 1907 nt
Organism: Dromiciops gliroides (monito del monte)
Lineage: Eukaryota; Metazoa; Chordata; Mammalia; Microbiotheria; Microbiotheriidae
Gene: JSRP1
Product: junctional sarcoplasmic reticulum protein 1
Exons: 8
Coding region: 140-1498 (452 amino acids)
Biological process (GO): skeletal muscle contraction; regulation of ryanodine-sensitive calcium-release channel activity
Cellular component (GO): sarcoplasmic reticulum
Source: RefSeq, a predicted model, not a curated record
CCCACUGCACUCCCCCCGCCCCCACCUUCAUCGCAGCUGCCUCCACAAACCUGGUGGCCCAGCCCCGCAGCUGCCACCCUCAGGGGAUCUGGGGCGUAGCCCGCCCACCUCAGGGUGAACACCAUGCUCUCCGUGGCUUAUGAGGAUUGGUCAGGAUUUGGUCCCAGCUGGUGUGACCACCUGUUGCUGUCCUUCACUAGUCCUGCCCCAGAAGCAGAGUGAGAAGAGAGCCUUAGCCCCCCAGGCUAGCACACAGGACCUGCACCCACUGCCCCCAGGAAAGGGUCUGUGUGAGAAGCGUGUGAUGCCCUCUGAGCAACAAAUUCUGGUUUUUGAGGAGCCUGGCCUCAACAUGGCAACAGGGGACCUUGAGGUGUUGGACAGGGGUCUGGGCUGCCCUGAUACCAUUGAGGAGCUGACCAUGUCAAUGGAGAGAUCCAGAAAACAAUCGCAAGAGGAGAAGGCAAAAGGUGGUGAGAAGGCAGAAGUAGAGAAGAGGAGAGCAGCCUGGGCCCAGGUACGUAACCCACAGAGAGGACCUGAGCAGGCCCUGGAUGGGAUCGGGGCAGGUGCCAGUGAGGCAAGGUCCCCCAAGGUGAAGGCAGAGAAGGAGCACGCGGCAGACAAGGGGGGUUCAGCAAAGGAGCGAGGGAAGACGGAGGCAGCUCCUAAGAGCGCCCCAGCAAGGAAGAAAACCAAGGCCCAUUCCCAGCCCCAGGUGAAGCCCCAACCCCGGACACUCGGGCCCAUGAGUGAUGAGCUGCCGUGGGGAGAGAUCACCCUCAACAAGUGCCUGGCGCUGGCCUCGGUUGUGGCGGUCCUUAGCAUGGCCUUCCAGGUAUUCCAGGAUGUCAUCGAUGGAGAGGAAGAGAGCCCUGAGGCUGCCCCUGCCCUGUGGUCCUGGCCAGGCAGCAGUGCCCCGAAGGACAGCGGGCCCAAACUGUCCAAGCCCAGAGACUGGGGGAAGGCACCAGCCCCACCUCCUGGGCCCAAGGCCAACGUGAAAGAGAGGCCCGAGCCUGCCUGGGUCAAGGAGGCCCCACCCAAAGAACAGGAACCCAAGGGGCAGGAGGCAGAGGGGAAGGUGAGCCCUGCCCCGGCCCCAGAAGCAGCCAUCCUGCCCGAGGACACCCCCUCCAGCUCCGAGGCGGCUGGGCCUGAGAAGCCAUCCUGGGCAGCACUGCCCAAGAAGGAGGAGAAGGCCAGGAACAAGAAGGGCUUCAGAGAGGAGAGGGCCGAGCCCCCAUGGCGGGAGAGGAAGGAGGGCGGCCACGGGCUGCGGCCUCGCCGAGAAGGGGCUGAGGAGGCUCCUCGCAGGCCCUGGGAGCGGGAGCGGGAGCACAAGCACCUGGGCAGGCGGGAGGACUCCAAGAAGGCCCGGGAAAGAGCCCAGAGCAAGAGGGAAGAGCAUCGAGGGCGUGAGGGGCGUGAGAAGCGCGAGGACAGGGACAGGUUCUUCCCCAAACAGAAGCACCGAGAAGGGAAGCGGAGGGACUGAGGAGGGCCCAGCAGGCCCAUCCCCAGCUCCCAGAGGGCACCACACCCCUGCGGCCUGGCAGCAGGCCCCCCGGCUCCCAUCUUUCCUGAUCUGUGCAGCCUGGCUACCCCACCCCUGGCCCCGGGACUUCUGCUCACAGCCUGGGCUCAAAUCUGGGUACAUAUAUUACCUGGUUCCUCUUUGUGUGACUUGGACCUCAGUGUCCCCUUGUAGAAAAUGAGGGACUGCUCUGACUGGUGGGGGCUGACCAGGAGUGUGGGGGGUGAGCGUGGCCUCUCUGCUGGGGCUCUAGAGCUACCCCCUACCUGGCUGGCCCCUGCCCAGCCCUGCCACCGUGGCAAGCCCGGAUCCUGCCCCCACCUCAGCCUCGGGAGGCGGCUUACCUGUUACACCUGAUCUGAUUAUUAAA